Messenger RNA from Porites lobata, 5646 nucleotides. The record is from the annotation of a GenBank genome assembly. Lineage: Eukaryota; Metazoa; Cnidaria; Anthozoa; Scleractinia; Poritidae.
CGAAUUUUCUCAGCGGAGACUGGCACGGGUGACUCGUUGAUCGACAAAUUUUUUCUCCUUACAUACUUCAAUAGCAGCAGUUUUUAUCAAGUAUUGAGAAUUUGAUAUAGAUCAGUUCACUGAAUUUGAGCAGAGGCAAAGCAAUUGUUGGGAGGAGUGAAGAUGGCGUCUAAUAGUACGGCGAAGACCACGUGCAUUAGCUGCGAAGAUUUCUUUACUUUACAUCGACCUCAGUUUCUUUCCAUCGGCUUACCCGAGCAAUUAUGGGAAAGGCUUUACAAAAAGCUAACUCCUAUUGCAAGCUGUGACACAGCAGAGGUUUUUGAGGUUCGCGAAGGAGGACAAUUUGGUUCCCCGGGUCGUUGGUCUCUUCACGCUAAACGUGCUUUGCAGAAAUUCAGCGACGUGUUUCUUAUUGAGCACGCCUGGUCGAGUGAUGGAGGCUCGACAGCAAAGAAGAAUUUGGAAAAAUCGCCAGAACUUUUGGCGAGGAUGAAGGAAAUUAUGCAACGCCCUGAAAACAGCGCUAGCGAAAUUGCCUCGAGCGACGAAUCUCUGCUAGACAGCUCCCUGGUUCUUUCACAAAUUACCGGAAUAGAAAAGAAGAAAGCUGAAGAAGCUCUUCAAGCGAGUGGCAGUGAUCUAAUCGAGGCCUUGUGUCAAAUCACGGACGAUUCUUAUGAAAGUAAAAAGCCAUCGAAAUCAGACAGGUCAAAAAUUAUGGCCUUCGAGGAAUUCAAGACGGGCUUCCUUCACUCGGUUGGAAUGGAAAAAGCAAAGCUUCUCUCUAAGGAUACGUGGAGAAAAUGUACUUAAGGUACAAACGAGAGAAGGAGCAAUACCCAGACUCUUUGUGCUUCGGAAAAGGAACAACCGCGCAGUAUAGUUGGCUCGAAGAAGACGAGGGCUCGAUGGCUGUUUUGUUUCGAUUCCAGUAACGACCAAAAAGCGAGAUGUUGUAAACAAAUUGACAACGAAACGAUGGACUUUGGGCUUGAAAGGUUUUCCGCCUAUUAUUGAUGGAGAGUUUUACGGAAAUGUUUGCCCCGAUGAAUCGUUUUGGACGUUUGAUUGUCCCGGUUUGUUGGUUAUGACUUUGCAGAAACCGGAGAAUGAAGAAGCUGAGUUAUGGCCAGUAAGUUUUAAAUUUAUCUUACAAUUUUUAGCGCCAAGCGCCUAGCAAAGCGUGACACGGCUUAUUCAUUUCAAGAGGUGCAUAUUUUUCGCAUUUUUCUAUCGCGGCGUCAAAUCGCGAUCUCAACUGUUUGCUACAAGGUAUUUAUGAACUAAUUAUAUUUAACUUCUGAACAGCGACAAGUUUGAUGAAGCUCACUUUAGUUAUUGAAGCCAAUAUUAUCCUAAACAGAAAAUUUGAUGUUUUUUCUUGAGUGGCUUUGCCAUCAACUUUCAAGUGGUUAAAAACUGAUUCCUUAAUCAUUUCUGAUAUUCGUAUGUCCAUCUCGUUACAUUGUGUACAAAUUUACAGGCCUCAAGCAUGUUGCUAUACGUGAUGUCGUUUUGUAUUUCUGCAAUCAGUUCUUUUGUCUUCGUUUUGUUUUCUCAGAUAAGAAUUUUGAAAUACCAGAGAAUUUUUUCUCACUAAGAAAUUUUUGCCAUCUUGCAUAGUUAGUAUUUCGUUUCGUUUUUCUUUGAUCGCAAAACAAACACUUUAAAACACAGCUAAAUAAAUAUUCACUUCUCAAGGGAGUAGGUCUUGGUGUUACAAAACCACACCUGAUUGCCAUGUGAGAAAUAAAUGUUGCAUAUAGGGGUAUAAUAGCCUUUGAUAACACACAGUAACACCCUACUGAAAAUAUCCGUGAAAACGUUAUGGGGAAAUAAAUCACAUAUUUGACUUCCCAUGGUGACUGAUGAAUCACGCUGAAGGAUUCAUCUCGACAUGUUGUCUUACAGUAUCUCCUCAUGUUUAGGUCUCAGUUGAAAGCCUCAAUGGCAAAUGAAUAAAUUUUCUUUGUAACAAAAGCUGGAAUGCGUGAAUUGCAGGGAGACAAUCCGUGUGUUGAAAUGACAUAUGGAUGACAAUCAUCAGCUUGCAUUUUUCGCAUUCAGGGUAAAAUGAAUAGGUUUUUUGCAUUGUUGUAAGUCAUUUUAUUGAUAGGUAGCAGCAGAGUUUCACAAAAAGCUGACAAAUUAGAUUUCUAUAACACGCUUUGCACUCCUGUUGUCUUUGUCAAAAGGGUCUUGCAUUAAUGUUAAAUCCGUAAGUGCAACCACUUAAGUCAAAGCUGCUUAGCUGUACUUUAUUGCUCAUGUGCUUUUAAAAUUGACCUCUGGAGGAAACUGUAGAUUUCUAUCUUUUGAGAGAGAUAUAGCUUGGCUUUUUAUAUUCAGCAAAUACAUGUACCUCCAAAGUCAAGUUUUCUUUUAUUAAAGAUGUUUGAAAAUGAUGAUGUUGAAUGGAUUCUGAUAUAUAUCCCUCCAAAAAUUUUUUUAAAGAGAGCAUUGAUAAUAUUAUUGUUAUUCUUAUUUCUUAAAGGUGUACAUGUACAACAUUGAUUAGAUGCUGGUAAAAUAAUAUUCUCUGUUUCAUUAAAAGCAAUUUUUUAAGGGAUUCAUUUUUGCUAAAUUCCAAAAGGUGACCUUGGGUCAAGACUCUGAUAUGUAGUUGAUUUUUUAGGUGCUUAUGGGAGAAUAUUUUCCCCUGAUUUAAGACUAGCUUUGUAAGUUCUAGUUGGAUAUUUCAAAUCUGUUAUGACUGCAAAUUGUACUCUAUGAAUAAAUGGCACCUAAUUUUGGCAAAGUUUGUGUUUGCCAAAAGAAAAACAAACUUCCUUGCUCACGGAGGGAGACAUUGCAGCCUUAUUAGUGAGAAUGCAUGGCGACUAAAACACCAAAGAAAAAAGGGAAGGGAAUUCGAAGUCACUGUGAUAGUGGAUGAAACAAAAUGGUACAGACUUCAGUGAAUUUGUUUUUGUACUGACUAAUAAAUAUUGUUUACUUGCAAAGUGUCAAUUAAAAAUGAUAUAUUUUUUUAUUAUGUAAUAAUUGCUCUUCUUGCUUAUCAGGUUUUAAUUAAAGGCGAGAAACACCUGACAGAAAAGGAAAUUUCAGAUCAGGCUAGAGACGAGGGUCAGAAAGCAGACUGUGAUAGGCAUGACGUGUUGGAGAAUAUGUGGUACUACAACCAGACCUAUUCAGCAGUCGGUCCAGAUGGAGUCAAGCAAGCACCUGUUUGGUAUGUGAUGGAUGAAUGCGGAUCAGCUAUUGUUCACUCCAGUCAUCCUAAUGUCAAGUGCUCACCAUUUGCUUUUGCUGUGACUGGGGUGUUCUAUUCUCUCCUUUGGCCUCUAGAAGAUAUAAAUGUUGGCGAUGUUUGCACUAGAAAUUUUUGUCCUCAUUUGAGUAUGGCAGAACCACAGUUACAAAGAGAUGCCCGUCUUUUAGCUUUUAGUUCGUCAUUACCUGAUGUUAGUCCAAGUCAUUUUGCGGUUGAUCUGGCAAAAUUUCCUUCCUUACCAAGAGAGAACAAUAUGGUGGUAGAUGUCAAGUCGUUAUCAACACAGCCUGAAAGUGUCAACUGUUCCCUUUUGAAAGCUAAAAAAUUAAACUUAAAGUUCUUUUUGGAAAAGAAUGGCCGGGAGAAGAAGCCAGUUUUGAGAGAUUUGGGUUGUACUCUUGUAGAGUCUUUAACAGAAGCUGAAGCUCUGUGGUUAGAAAAAUGGAAUGUUUUGGGGCAAAGAAUCCAAAAUAAUGCAAGAAUCAACCGACUUGGAGGGGAGGAAAACCUUUUGCAUCGCCAUCUGUUAGCUGCUCAUGUGCAGGAGACUUGGGGAAAUGUACCCUGGUUCCCCAUGUCAUAUGACAUGUCUGUCCAUUUAUCAGCUUUGUGUGCUGACCAUUACUGCAGAGCAAUCUCCAGCUACUGGAUUUUACGAGCAGCAGAUCCAAGUUCCUUCAGUUUACGACCAAUUGUCACCAGUGAUCUGCGCAGGGUUUUGAGGUGCACAGAGAUGGGCCAUUUGGUGGCUUCGUACUGUAAGUAGUAACAACACUAGGAUAACACUGUUGAGUCUGAGCAAGGUCUUAAGUUUAUCCCCCUACUUACAUACAGUGCAUAUGAUUAGUGAAAGAUACUGCUGGCCCGCAUUGUUUCAUUUUUAACCUCCCCUUAAUUACAUUUAGGCAUUUACCCUUUAGUCUUGUGCAUGCAUUUAGAUUUAGUAAAACUUUUUAAGGGAAAAGGACAACAUUUUUCUAUUAUUUUUGAUCUGGGAGUUCUGCCACCAUAAUCAGUGUAAAAUGUUGCCAUUAGAAGCAAAAGUUUAGCUAACGUUAUAUGUUCAACUAUAUCUUAGAUUGUGCUCGAACAGCAAUCAGCAAGAAGAGACGAUUCUGUCUACAGUAUGCAGUAACAGUGAAAUCGCUGGUGCCAUUAGAGGUCCUUGUGCAAAAUACUCCACACGUCAAGCUGGCAGAGAGGGAGAUAAACCAGAAUCAAUUCUUAGAUGAAUAUGAUUCUUCAGCUCUUCUUUCAUCCACGUCAGAUGUAAAGCAUAAUGGGGUGGUCAACCACAAGAUGACACACAGCGAAUUUUUAGGAGACUUCAGUGCAAAUUACUUGGUCAAGGGGAAAAUGUCAUGGGACGAUGUUCAGGCAAAGAUUUACAAGAGCAUUGGUAAGUUGUUUUAUGCUGUGGCACCAAGUCUGUGCUCUUUACAAGAUGGCAGCCGCACGGCAAGAGAUCUUUGUGCUGUGUAUGGUGUUGAUGUUCUCAUAAAAGACAAUUUGGAACCGCUUAUCAUCGGAGUGGAUCCCACACCAACUUUUGACAGUCCAAAGUGCUUUUCUGAUGUCCUUGUCACAGCAUUUGGACAGAACGGCGAGUGCUUGGACAGUGUAAACAUCACCCAAGUGUUUGUGAGGUAAAAUAAUCAAAGGGGACCUUUUGUUGUACAGGAAUGAAAGAGUACCGGGUAUUUAAUCAUCUUGAUUGAGUGUGUUAAUGUAACAAUACAAAAGUUGUGUAUAUGUAAAUAAUCACCCCAUUUACGUAAUCAAUGCCAUUCCCUGUAUGCAAAAUUGCUCUUUUUUAGUUUCUUCCCAUGAAUUACAGCAUAUUCGUUGUCACUGGGGAGCUUCACCCUUAUAAUCCCCAAUAUCCACACUCAGACUCUCCAGACUGGUGUGGAUGUUGCAGUUAAUUUUUUAUCUUUGGUAAUUUUUGUUUUUCUUUUGUUUGUGGUUAUGGUAAUGUAUGCCAAUGAAGUUGAAACAAAGGAAAAAUACAAAUUACCUGAGAUAAAAAAUGAACUACAAUAUUUACAUUUCUUGCAUCUUAUUAGUUUCCAUAACCAUUUUUUUUACUUUGUAUUGGUGUUGUUAUGAAAAAUUUUAUUUUGGUCACUCUUGAGACUUAAAUGGUUGAGCAACCAUGACAACAACGGCAACAACGUCACAAAAAUAAUUGGCUUAUGAGAAAAACAGCAGCUCUACACAAGCAUCACACUUUUUAAUACAUUUCUUUGGCGUUCACUACAAAAUGAGGUAAAACCUCAUAUUGUGGCAUUUUCUGGAGGACUAGAACAUAUGACAACAAAUUUUCCUUUCUCUUUUACAGUCGAGGCAGGUCAAGCGUACCCCCUAAGAUUCUAUCAAUGAAUUGAUUAUUUGAAAAAUGAAUCCGU